AUCCGCCACAGCGCGCACAGUCUAAAACAGACUCUUAACGUACUGCCAAACCGGAGAGACACGGAAACGCCCCGCACCGGACUCCCCCUGCCAGUCUGCACAUCUCUGGAGAAACAUCUGAACUAAUUCAACAGGGCAAAUGCAGAAGUAGCUGGAGGGACCAAAAGCAUCUGAGAUUCAUUUGUGGAAGUAACGGCGCUCAUGGCGGCAGCUCGGCUGCUUUAGGAGGGUCACCUCAGUGGAUUUUAGUGGGAGAAACUCGUCUGUUGGAUGUCAGUCAGAAGAAUAAUGGAUGCGCUCAGAUUGUCCGCUGCUGUUCUUCUACUUCUGUCUUUAUUCAGCUGUGGAAGCGCUAUACAGUUCCCCGACUCCCAUCUAACCCGGAAAUGGGCGAUGCAGAUGCAGGAGGAGCUAGUGCAGUUGAUUGACGCUGAGACCGGCAUACAAGAGCUCCAAAAAAUUUUCCUGCAGUUUCGGAACCACUAUAAUGUGAAACAAAACAACGCUACACAGCUGGUGGCAAAAGCUGCACGUGAAAUCGAGAAACUUCUUGCCAAUCGUUCCAAAGCUCUAGAGGCGCUGGCGGUGGCUGCAGAGGACCUGCAGAAGGAGCACCAGUGGAAGGAUGAUCUUGACGUGAAUGAUACCAUCUACUACAAUGCCAAGGACAAGUUUGACAUCAAUGACACUGAAACACGCCAGAACCGUGUCAAGCUAGAAUUCAAAGAGGAUCCUGCUUUCAAACGGCCUGUUUCAUUGAACACAACAGCAGUGCACAUUCCCACUGAUAUUUACGAGGGCUCCACUAUAAUCCUGAAUGAGCUAAACUGGACUGCGGCUCUGGAUGAAGUCUUUAAGAAGAACAAGAGAGAUGACCCGUCCCUCCUCUGGCAGGUGUUUGGCAGUGCAACUGGCCUGGCUCGAUACUUUCCAGCUUCCCCUUGGGUUGACACGAGGAGCACACCAAACAAGAUUGACCUGUAUGAUGUACGCCGAAGGCCCUGGUAUAUUCAAGGUGCAGCUUCACCUAAAGACAUGUUGAUCCUGGUGGAUGCGAGUGGAAGCGUGUCGGGUCUGACACUGAAGCUCAUUCGCACUUCCGUCAGCGAGAUGCUGGAGACUCUCUCCGAUGAUGAUUACGUCAACAUCGUCUCUUUCAACAAUUCAGCCAAAUCUGUCGCCUGCUUUGAAAACCUGGUCCAAGCAAAUGUUCGUAACAAGAAGAUUCUGAAGGAGGCAGUCCAGAAGAUCACAGCAAACGGCACCACUGACUAUAAAAUCGGCUUCAAGGAGGCUUUUGACCAGCUCUCCUCAAUGAAUGUUUCAAGAGCAAACUGUAACAAGAUCAUCAUGCUAUUCACUGACGGAGGGGAGGACAGAGCUUCAGAGAUCUUUGAUGAGUACAACAGUGAAAAGACGGUUCGAAUCUUCACCUUUUCUGUGGGCCAGCAUAACUAUGACAAGACACCAAUUCAAUGGAUGGCUUGCAAUAACAAAGGUUAUUAUUAUGAGAUCCCCUCGAUUGGAGCCAUCAGGAUCAACACCCAGGAGUACCUGGAUGUGUUGGGUAGACCCAUGGUGAAAGAAUACAAGAAAGCAAAAAGUGUACAGUGGACCAACGUUUAUGUGGACGCUCUAGAAUUGGGUCUUGUGAUUACAGGCACUCUGCCAGUGUUCAAUAAGACCAUCACUAGGAACAGUCAAGACAAGAAUAAGGCCCAGAGCCAGUUGAUUUUGGGGGUGAUGGCCAUAGACGUGUCUCUGGAUGACAUCAAGAGCCUGACUCCACAUUACACUCUCGGACCAAAUGGAUAUUACUUAAUCGACCCCAACGGCUACGUGCUACUUCAUCCCAACCUUCAGCCAAAGGAUCUCAAGUCUCAGGAACCCGUGACAUUGGACUUCUUGGAUGCAGAACUAGAGGAUGAAGUGAAAGUGGUGAUCAGAAAAAGUAUGAUAGAUGGUCAGAAGGAUCAAAAGAGAUUCCAAACACUUAUGAAGUCUCAAGAUGAGCGUUACAUAGACAGAGGCAUCCGAACCUACACUUGGGGUCCUGUCCAUGACACAGACUACAGUCUCGCUUUAGUUCUACCUGAUUACAGUGUCAGCUACAUCAAGGCCACUAUAGCAGACACCAUCACUCAGGCCAAAUUUUUUGAAAGCCUGCAUGUGGACAGAUUUGAAGAGUAUGGAUAUACUUUAAUAGCACCCAGAGAUUACUGCUCAGACCUGAAAGCUCAGAGUGACAACGACACACAAUUCCUCACAGACUUCAUUGAAUACAUUGACAUAUAUACCCCCAACCACUCAACAUGUAAUAUGGAUCUAAUAAACAGACUGCUGCUGGACGCUGGCAUCACGGCAGAACUGGCCAAACACUGGAACAAACAGGGGCAGAAUGAGAGAAUCAGGGCUAAGUUUGUGGUGACAGACGGUGGAGUCACUAGAGUCUAUCCUGCAAGUGCUGGUUCAGAAUGGACUGAACAUGCAGAAACAUACAAGUCUAGUUUCUACAAGAGAAGUCUGGACAACAACAUUUAUGUAUUUACAUCAUCGCCAUAUGCAUUCAAUGAAACUCAAGAUUCCAUUUUAGUGAGCAGAGCGAUGGACCUGAGAGUUGAUGAAUUCAUGCUGAAGCCAGCAGUGGUUGGUGUAAAACUGGAUAAACAGACUUGGAUGGAAAGCUUCAUCAACGCUACGAUUACGCCCAAAUGUGUUGGUGAAAUCUGUGGGUGCAGGAGGGACGAUAGCAAUCUGGACUGCUUUCUUCUGGACGAUGGAGGCUUCCUUGUCAUGACCAAUAAGGACCUCUAUAUCAAUAAGAUCGGACAGUUUUUCGGUAUGAUUGACCCCAGCCUAAUGAGGAAUCUGAUUAACGAAUCCCUGUUCUCAGUCAACAUAACCUACGACUAUCAGGCCCUCUGUGAACCCACCAAAGAAACUAAAGCCGCAGCUGGUCUCAGAUCAGUCUAUGUGCCCACCAUAGCUGACAUCCUGAACAUUGGUUGGUGGGCUUCUGCAGCAGCCUGGUCAAUAUUGCAGCAGUUGUUUGUCAGCAUCACAUUUCCUAACUUGCUUGAGGCAGCGGACCUAGAUGAUGAUCUGUCUGAACUGCCAUCUAAAGAGAGUUGCAUUAAAGAGCAGAAACAGUAUUUCUUUGAGAACGAUGAGACAACUUUUAAGGGGACCAUUGAUUGUCAGAACUGCUCCAGGCAGUUCAUAGCUGAAAAGCUUCUGAAGACGAAUCUGGUGCUUAUUGUUGCCGACACAAAAGAACCGUGUUGCCAGGCUGAUGAAAAAUUUUUCUCCCAGGAAGAAAAGCCUUCUCCAGGUCCAGAUCCCUGUGAGAUAGCCCAGAACCCACGCUAUAGGAAAGGUCCGACACAGUGCUUUGAAAACAACGCAAGUGAGCAGAACGAGGAUUGCGGUGGGGCAUUGGGUCUGAGUCCAUCUAUCGUGUCCAUGGUCAUCCUCCAGCUGCCGCUGCUCUGGCUUCUGAUUGGACGAGGACACUGCCUCUCGUGACCUCAGCAUAGAGAUGCCACACCCCUUUACGAUACCAAAACGGCACCACAUUUGAACGUUCAUCCGGACUCCCACGCUACAACCCAGCACAUGGAGGGAGAGGCUCUGACCCAGGAAGUACAAAACCCAAGCCGCGAUCACUCACAGCCUUUGAGGUCAAAGUAGGUCGGAGAUGAUAAAUGAGCAACGACCUUUGACAUUUGACCCGUGAGGUCAGACUCUCUCCACAUGAGCGACAGGGUGGGCAGUCUUACCUGGGUGGGCAGACCUUGACACUUCAUCGUCACUUCGCUAUGAAGAAACGUCCUGUCUUUAAAAUGAAAAAAUGAUCCAAUCACAACACUGCCAACCAAAGUUUCGCCCUUUACCGGUGUGAUGCCUUUUUUAACCUAUUUGUCCUUCAACAUAUUUACACGGCUAAUUCCUCUGUAUUACAAACUGUUUAUAUGUGACUUUUAUGGUUUGCCCUGCUGAGAUCUUUAAUGGACCCCUCCGGGUUGGGUCAAAAUCCAGCCUUGUUUGUGGUCUGCAGCCCAUUACUGGAAAAAAAAAAAUGGACAAAUGAGCUUGUGACCCGAUGCAAAAGUCUCGUUUUUCCCAGUGGUCUCCACCUCUGUGCCUCGGGAAUAUCGGUUUCAUUUCCAACUGCCGUUUCGAGUGAACAGUCCCUCCCUCCAUUUCUCCGUGUGUACCUGUAUUUGCUAUUUUUUAACGGCCCAUAGUGCAUUUCAAAUGUGCACUGCUGCCAAACGUUACCCUGUGUGUGUGGUCUUGCUGUACUUUGCACUUGAUGCCAAGCAGGUCGUGUGGCCAAACAGCCCUUUGGUUCUUAUUUAGGGCUUUUUAAAUGACAGCCAAUUCGUACCGACCUAAAAGCUCGCAAAGUUAUGCAUCCUGGCUGUGAAUAUGACAAGAAAGCCCCGCUGUUGCAUGUGUGUGUUUUGUUUUUUUGGUGCAUUACCUGUUUAUUUUAGAUUUGUUUAAGUUAUUGAAAAUGAGCAAAGGUUUUUCUGCUGUAUGUUUAAAUGUUGAUUUUUAUGUGCUAUAUUUAAUGUAUGUGUGUGGAUAUGCAGAUGCUAAAGGGUGAAAGGCAUUUAUGACAUAGUUGCUCUUUCCCACACUUUAAUAUCAUCUGGAGAACUCGAAAAGGUGGAAAGAAAAUUAUCUAAUGUUUACAGAUAUUUUGAGACACCAGAGAGUUUUUAUAAGAAAUGUUGCCCCUGGUUGUGCUGUCUGAGUCUCUGAUGUGUCGUUUUUCACUUUAAUGUCAGAGGCAGAGCUCUGUCAGCCUUUCUUUCCUGUCAACGUGCCUUGAUGUGAAUGGAUUCAUAUUAAAAUAAGCGAAGGAAUAUCACAAUGUGAAAUCUGACCCAGAGAAAUGUAAAAUAUCGGCAUUCUGAUCUGAUAAAAAAUUAAACUUCCGUCCCUUUAAGAGGUCCUGACUGGAUCUUUGUGCCUCAUUGAAAUCUGGGCCAUAAUCCAAAAUUUAUGGAAUAAUUAAGAUUUUAAGAAGAGACAAGAAGAAUUACGGAAGCCCUGGACUGCUCAUAAAAUGAAAGUUUUUAAAAUAUUUGUCAGUGUUUUAUUUGUUUAAUAAUAAUAAUAAUAAUAAUAUGUUUUAAUAAUUUAUGUGUAGUUUAUUUAUUAAUUGUAUUAUUAUUAUUUGUUUUAAAUACAAUUUUAAAAAGUAGUUAGAAAAUUAUGGAGAAAAAGAAAAAGGAGAAGAAAAAAGCUGGGAAGGAGUCUGCAUUCUGUAUAUUUUUGCCCAGUUUGUUACAAACAGCCAAAUCUUGUGGUUCAGAGCUUCUGUAAAUAAAUAAACAUAGUUAUUAAAAAAAAAAGGGGGUGGGGUGACUCCAAUUACAAAUGAUUACCUGUUACAUGAAUGUUAUGUCUGUAAAAAAGCAAAGCAUUUAUUUAUUUAUUUUUCUAUUUAAGCAUUCGGUUCAAAGUUUUGAAGAGGAGGAGGGAUGUCUAAUGCUUAGCCAAUAUAUUCAAUACUGUAUUGAUUAUGACUUAUGAUGAUUAAUUAAUAGCAAACAGAUGAUUUCUGCAAGUGAUUAAUGGCCGCUGAACCUUAUUUGCAUUGUUUUUGGAUUAGUGUAUACAUGUACAAAGUCAUUUGAGUCUCUGUCAGCACUGAUUACCAUUGUGUUCUUUCUCAUUUUAGAAGCGUAGACAAACAGGAAAUUAAAAGACAUGAAGACACACAACAUCAAAUGAAUUUUAGUGAGCAACAUCACUGCUACUUUAUGCAUAAUUUCCUCUGUACACAGUCAACGGUUUUGGUAAUGCACCUGAAAACAACAUAAUUGGACUUUGUGGAUUUGGCUUGCGUUGAAAAGCCAUUUUUUUCAAAAUCUUUCCAUGAUUCAUCACCGUAAUCAGACAAGCAUUCUAGAAGUGACGUGCGUUAUAUCAGUGUAUGAUUAAAAAAAAAAUGCCAUAAACAUUGUAGUUAAUUGGCUGUCAAAAUGAGAAAUUAUUGAAAACAUCGCCAGUUCCAGACCGUUAACUCGACGAAUUACCCACGUUAAUUCCCAGCAAAGCUAAUGUCAUCUUGUUUAUCUAUACUAAGCAUAAAGUACAUGUUUUUCACUUCCUCUACCUGUAUUUUAAAGUGCCAUAGAACUCUCAAACUGUUUUUCCGGCCUAUUUGUUCUUUAAAAGCACACGAAAUCGGCCUGUGACCAGUAUUCAAACCUUUAACAUAAUCUUAUCUCUUCCUUUAGUCGGCAUUUGUUGCACUGGAAGUGAAAACUAAGCUGUGUGUGCGUGCAUGUGUAUGUGUGAUGCUACAAUAUUUGCCUCUGUAGAUGCUGGAGUGUGUAAAGUAACAGAUUACGGCUCUGUUCGGAAUAGCAUACUAGCAUACUAUUACUAUAUUCGCAGUAUGUAGUACGUACUCUAUGGACAGUAUGCAAAUUUUCUAUUUAGGAAUACAAAAUUCCUAGAAGACCAACUAUUUUUGCUCAAAUAUGCAGUAUUCAACAGCACACUGCAUGAAAUACUGUAUCCCACAAUGCACCCGACUUGACCUUCGUUUUUUAGUAAACUGACUGCAAAAAUGUACAUAUUUAUACAAAUAACACAUUGUUUCCCAUCUGAUGAUUUUACAAUGUAGCAUUCUGUUUGGAAUGUUUAGUGUGGAAUAAUGUAUAUUUUUUUAAAGAGACAGAACAUACUGCGCAGUAUUCAGUAUAUACUGUAGUAUGCUAAUAUUCCAUUCUGGACGCAGCCUAAAGGUCUUUGCACACUGAGUCCGAAAUUUUUGCAUGUUAAAAAAUAAAUAAGACCACACGUUGUGUCAAUCACGUUUACAUACUGCCUCUGAAACAUUCAUCCGUCCUAAAAAAAAUGGAUUGGGUUCGAUUUUCUGUGUUUUUCGCAUUCGUAGCAAGCUUUUUGACUGAGCGUGCAAGGUUUCUGUGCGUGAUGAUGAUGAAUACGAAAAAACGCAUACAAAAAUUUAGGACUCAGACCUUAAAGGUGCAAAGACCUUAAAGGUACAAUCGCAUUUAGCGAAAUUUUACAGGAGAAAUCCAGUUAUUUCAGUUGGAAUCGGUGCGAUCUUGAGCCUCGCAUGAGGACGGAUGCAGAUUUUGCUAAUUUUUGCUGGCUUUGAAAGUGAGCUGUGCUUCGUUACACUGUUGACAAAGGACUUUUUUUUUUUUAAAUCUCACUGAAAUUUCGUUAAUGUGACCUCACCUUAACAUUCACUGCCUUUUUCUUGGGGUGAGAGCUGCUGAACCCAGACGUAUCCCGAUCCUGACGGUCCAAGCUAACCUUAACCUUAAAUGUCAAAACUGAUUUGGGACCAGUUUUUGAAAGCAUUAAGGGUCUCCAGUUUCUGACAGAAAUUGUUUACAGGAUACCUUAAUAGAGGUGAAAGUGUUUUCUAGAAUAUCAAAAAGACAGAUGUUUAGGGGAAAUAUGAGAUCAAUUCAUAUUAUUCCUCAGAAAAUACUGAAUUAGAUUUAGCAACUUUGUCCUUCAGACAAACUGGGAUGAAGAAAGGCUCUCGCUUAACUUCCUGUAGACUGAGCUCAGAUGCUGUCACCUCAGGAACAGAAAAUUGCAAAGUGUGAUUUAAAAAGCUGGCGUUUCGGUUCUCUGUCUCUCUGGUCUGUGUGGGUUUUGAUCUCUGGAAUUGUCCAAUAGUGUGAAGUGUGUUUUAAGUGGUCAGUCAGAUCCUGCUGCCUCCACUUGCCUCCUGGCUGACCGUCAGUCUGCCUCAGUCAGGGUUUAGGAGGACUUAUCCCUGGGCUUAUUUUCAGUCCCCCUUAAUUUUACUGUCAUCCAGUGGUUUGCAUCUGGUUUUGCUUCAGGAACCAGAUUUUAAGUGGCGACCCAAACAAUACCAAACGUAACCUGUAUGUAGUCUGGGUUGUAUUUUUUUCACUACGCAUAGUUUUGUUCAUGGUUCUUGAACAAUUUCAAAUGACCGUGUUGUCAUCGGCCUAAUUUGGUUAAAUAGCUUCUAUUAAAAUGACAAAUUAAAUUACAGCAAGAUAUUUGACGUCAACUACAAAAGAUAUAGGAAGCGUUUACUCCUUCCUUUAAAAAGCUGAUAUACAGACGUACAGUCUCUUAAUGUGUCAUACUGUAUUUUUUUUUAAUAAUUAAAAAAAAUAAUAUAAUUAUUAUAUAUAUAUAAAAUUUUAUUAUUUUUUUAACCAGAAAUUUUGGCAAUUUUUUAUGUUUUUUUGGAUGAAUGAUUAACACAAAGGUAUACAACAGUGCAACCAACUGUAAGUUCAUCCCUCACAGCAUUGUUUUCUUUCACUUAAAAUUAAAUAUGGCAUUGACCUUAAGGUCCAUGCAAGAUUAUAUGCUGAUUAGCAUUUUAUUAUUUGCAUUUAGCAGUUUUUCUUUCUGCGGUCCGUGACCCUCAGAGCAGACCUGUGGCCCACCAGUUGAGAACCACUGAUUUACGCAUAAGACUCUUGUGAAUCUUGAUUUUGAGUUAUUUGAUUUGCCUGAUUCAGGCAGUCUGUAUAUUUAAUUAAAAAUAAAAAAAUAAAAAAUAAUUACCUAAGGCAGAAAUGAUAAAAAGCCCACUGUUUAUAAUC
Messenger RNA from Onychostoma macrolepis, 8597 nucleotides. RefSeq names its product calcium channel, voltage-dependent, alpha 2/delta subunit 1a (gene cacna2d1a). Bases 271 to 3525 code for a protein of 1084 amino acids. Gene Ontology annotation, molecular function: voltage-gated calcium channel activity. NCBI's taxonomy places the organism in Eukaryota, Metazoa, Chordata, Actinopteri, Cypriniformes, Cyprinidae. The record is from RefSeq and is a predicted model, not a curated record. The transcript has 38 exons. Gene Ontology annotation, cellular component: L-type voltage-gated calcium channel complex.